ACGCUGGUGUCGGUGUUUCCACCGCUCGCGUGCGUGCUGUGCGGUAAAUAGUGAUUGACUGGUUAGUUGAAGAACAGUGUGCUGUUUCAACCGGUUUUUGGAUUUAAAUAUUCUCAUCGAUCUACUGGUGCUGUUGUCCAGUGAAGUCCAACCGACUUAAUCUCCUCCAGAGACUCCGGAGACGCGGAUAUCGUCCACCACCGUGACUACCGGGGGGACCAUGCCGGGCUCGGUGUCUCUCCCUGCCCGCCAGAUCGCUCGGGGUCCCGGGGAAGAUGAGCGAAGGACGUCUGCCUGCGCACCGCAGGUAGUUCUGCCGGUCGGGAUGAUCGAUCCGUCAGUUCCGAUCCGCAAUAUCCGGAUGAAAUUCGCCGUGCUGGACGGCUUGGUUCAGGUCGGACAGGUCAGCGACCGGGACAUCGUGGAGACGGUGUUGAAUCUUUUGGUGGGGGGUGAGUUUGACCUGGAGACCAACCACCUGAUCCAGGAGGCCGACGGCGUGCUGUGCAUGCUGGACCUGCUCCGGCGCUGCCCCGCCCCCACCCAGGCCCAGGUGUGGGCCACCUUCACCGCCAUGCUGCGCCGGAGCCUGCGCAACAUGCACACCUGCACCCAGGUGGGCCUCGUCAGGCACCUGCUGCUCGUGGUGGGCGGCGCCGACGACGUCAUCGCAGAGCUGCUGGUGGAGCUACUGUGUGUGCUGGCCCACUACAGCAUCGCGGUGGGGGAGCUGAAGCUGCUGCUCACGCUGCUCCGCGGGGAGCAGGGGGGCAUCUGGCCCAGGCAUGCGGUGAAGCUGCUGUCGGUGUUGAGCCUCAGCACGGAGCCCCAGACGGUCGGCCCGGACACCUUCUUCAGCUUCCCAGGACACAGAGCUGCCGCCAUAGCGCUGCCUCCUAUCGCCAGGUGGCCGUAUCAGGGCGGCUUCACCCUCAGCACCUGGUUCAGAAUGGAUCCGCUCGGCGGCCUCAGCAGCGACGGCGACAAGCCGUACCUCUACUGCUUCCGCACCAACAAGGGGGUGGGCUACUCGGCGCACUUUGUGGGCAACUGUCUGAUCGUCACGUCGCUCAAGUCUAAAGGGAAGGGGUUCCAACACUGUGUCAAGUACGACUUUCAGCCCCGGAAGUGGUACAUGAUCAGCGCGGUCCACGUCUACAACCGCUGGCGGAACAGCGAGAUCCGUUGCUACGUCAACGGGCAGCUGGUCUCCUACGGCGACAUGGCGUGGCACGUCAACACCAGUGAUAGCUACGACAAGUGCUUCCUGGGCUCGUCGGAGACGGCCGACUCUAACCGGGUGUUCUGCGGCCAGCUCGCCGCCUUCUACGCGUUCAGUGACGCGCUCAACCCCGCGCAGAUCUUCGCCAUCCACCAGCUCGGCCCGAGCUAUAAGAGCACGUUCCGGUUCCGCUGGGAGAGCGACACCCACCUGGCGGACCACCACAAGCAGGUCCUGUACGACGGGAAGCUGUGCGCCGCGCUCUGCUUCACCUACAACGCCAAGGCCACCGACGGGCAGCUCUGCCUGGAGUCCUCGCCGCGCGACAACGCCUCCAUCUUCGUCCACUCGCCGCACGCACUCAUGCUGCAGGACGUCCGAGCCACGGUGACCCACUCCAUCCCCAGAGCGCUGCACUCUGUAGGGGGCGUCCAGGUCCUGUUCCCCCUCUUCUCCCAGCUGGACCAUCAGCGCCUGCCCGGUGACAGCCACCCAGACACCAGUGUGUGCGCUACCCUCCUCUCCUUCCUGAUGGACCUGUUGAGGAGCUCCCUGGCCAUGCAGGAGCAGAUGCUCGCCACCAAGGGCUUCCUGGUGAUUGGCUACCUGCUGGAGAAGUCGUCGCGCGCCCACCUCACGCGCGGCGUGCUGGAGCAGUUCCUGUCCAUCGCCAAGUACCUCGACGGUCUGGCCCACGGAGCCCCCCUGCUCCGACAGCUGUGUGACCACAUCCUGUUUAACCCCGCCAUCUGGAUCCACGCGCCGGCCAAGGUGCAGCUGUCCCUCUACACCUACCUAUCGGCAGAGUUCAUCGGCACGGCGACCAUCUACAGCACCAUCCGGCGCGUGGGCACCGUGAUGCAGCUCCUCCACGCCCUCAAGUUCUACUACUGGGUGGCGGACCCCUCCGGCAGCACCCGCAUCACCCCCAAGGGCCUCGAUGGCCCCCGGCCCACCCAGAAGGAAGUCCUAUCUCUCAGAGCCUUCAUGCUGCUCUUCCUGAAGCAGCUCAUCCUGAAGGAUCGGGGCGUGAGGGAGGAUGAACUCCAGGCCAUCCUCAAUUAUCUGCUCACUGUACAGGAGGACGAGAACCUCCAUGACGUGCUGCAGCUCCUGGUGGCUCUAAUGUCAGACCACCCCUCCUCCAUGGCGCCGGCCUUCGACCAGAGGAACGGCAUACGGGCGAUCUUCAAGCUGCUGGGGUCUAAGAGCGAGAACAUCCGAGUUCAGGCCCUCAAAGUCCUUGGCUACUUCCUCAAGCACCUCGGGCACAAGAGAAAGGGGGAGAUCAUGCACACGCACAGCCUCUUCACUCUGCUGGGAGAGCGACUGCUGCAGCACACGGUCACGCUGACCACAUACAACACGCUGUAUGAGAUCCUGACGGAGCAGUUGUGCACUCAGGUGGUCCACACACCUCACGUAGAGCCAGACUCCACCGUCAAAAUCCACAACCCCAUGAUUCUGAAGGUGAUGGCCACUCAACUGGUAGGCGUCGCCCCCCAUAGUGAGCAAACAGGCUCCGCCCCCGGAACUGACCUCAUGGAUGUGAGACGCCUCUUCCUGUCUGACAUGAUCAAGCUGUUCAGCAGCAGCCGCGAGAACCGACGGUGUCUGCUCCAGUGUUCAGUGUGGCAGGACUGGAUGUUCUCCCUGGCUUACCUCCACCCGAAGACGCCAGAGGAGACCAAGGUGACGGAGAUGGUGUUCAACAUCUUCAGGGUGCUGCUCUACCACGCCAUCAAGUACGAGUGGGGCGGCUGGCGAGUCUGGGUCGACACGCUGUCCAUCGCACACUCAAAGGUGACCUACGAGGCGCACCGGGAGUACCUGAUCCAGCUGUACGAGGACUACCACAUCCUGGAGGAGGAAGACCUGAGGAGGGGGAGGGAGGCGGCGGGGGUCCGCACCGUCUCCGGCCUCUCGGCCCCGCCCCUCGCCUCCUCCUCCUCCUCCUCCUCCGGCGUCAACGGCACGGCGGAGAUCAGAGAGAACGGCGAGAGCUCGACCCGGACCCCCGAGAGGGCGGGGGAGGGGGGGGAACCCCACAGCGCCCUGGAUGAGAGGCGGAGGAGGAGGAGGAGGAGCAUGUCUGCGGUGGAUCCGAGCGGGGGGGGGCCGGUGGCGGACGUGGAGGCGGAGGAGAUGGUCGCUGUGGAGGUGAGGCCGCAGGAGGUUGACCUGAUGGGGGCGGACGUCUACUGCGCCGCGGCGGUGGCGCUGAACGCUGCGCCGACUCAGGCGGGCGGCCUCGCCGCGGAGAAACGCACCGCUCCUCUGAUCUCCCUGGACGACGACGCCCACGCCGACACCGGCUUCCUGUUGGGGCCGACGGCGGGGAGUAACGGCGUCGGGGAGAUGCCGACCGGGCGCCUCGAUCUACCCGACGCCGUGCCAAGGGUCCAAAACGGCGGCCCAAGUCUGCCGGCGCACGGGUUCCCCAACAUCCUGGAGCAGGUGAAGGAGGAGGAGGAGGAGGAGGUGGAGCCGCCUAAGGUACGGUCCGGCAUGAAGGAUCGCGCUGCCAGGGACGGUACGGCAGCGUCUGCGGGAUACGUCCGGGACCCCUCGGACGCGAAGAGGUCCGGCGAGGUCAAGGACGAGGAGAUGAGGACUGCGACCGGCUCCUCCUCCUCCGCUCAGGUGCAUGACGAGCGGGGCGUGCACGGCAGUGAGGAGCAGCAGCAGCAGCAGCAGCGCCGGAGGUUCAGCCCGGGGCCCCGGACCAGCAUGUUCCGCAUCCCAGAGUUCAAGUGGUCCGCCGUGCACCAGCGCCUGCUCACCGACCUGCUGGUGGCGCUCGAGGCCGACAUGCUUGUCUGGAGGAGCCACUCCACCAAGUCGGUCAUGGACUUUGUCAACAACAACGAGAACAUCAUCUUUGUCCACAACACCAUCCACCUCAUCUCGCAGAUGAUCGACAACGUAAUCAUCGCAUGCGGAGGAAUCCUUCCUCUGCUCUCGGCCGCCACUUCGCCUUCGGUGGAGCUGGAGAACCAGGAGGCGUCCCAGGGCAUGUCCCCGGAGACGGCUCUCUCCGUCCUGGGACGGCUGGUCUCACUGGUGGACGUCCUGGUGUUCGCCAGCGCCCUCAACUUCUCCGAGGUUGAGGCAGAGAAGAACAUGUCGCCUGGAGGCCUCGUCAGACAGUGCCUCCGACUGGUGUGUUGUGUGGCAGUGCGGAGCUGUCUAGACUGCAGACAGAGACAGAGAGACAGAGGAGGCAAGGCCCAAGAGACACUGCCCAAUGGUGCAGUGGUGUGCAAGGACCCGGAGCGCCUCCUGCAGGAUGUGGAUAUCAACCGACUGCGUGCCGUGGUAUUCAGAGAUGUGGACGACAGUAAGCAGGGCCAGUUCCUGGCGCUGGCCGUCGUCUACUUCAUCUCCGUCCUCAUGGUGUCCAAGUACCGCGACACCCUGGAGCCCCAGAGGGAGACGGGCAGGCCCACCAACCAAUCAGAAGCCAGCGUGCGUCCAGAGCUCAACUCACCCAGCAUCACAGACUGCCCCCUAGUGUUCAGCAGCAGUAGCAGCAGGUCUGGGUUCCUCCCUAUCGACGAGGAGUCCCCCCCCCAGGUGCGAGGCGUGCAGAACGGAGUCGUCCCGGAGCUGCACGGCGUCUCCUCCCUCUCCUCCUCCCUGGAGGGGGGCAGGAGGGGGAGGUCCCAGGACGGCCUGCCCCGCCCCCCGUCAGUCAGCAGCAUCAGCCAGGGCCCGCGGGGAGGCCCCAACGUCCGGGACAUCCUGAAGAGUCUGGUGUCCCCCCCUGGGGAGGGAGGGGCAGAGACCCUCUGCUACCCCGACCCCAACACCCUGACCCACGCCGCUCUGCCCCGGCUCUUCCACUCCUUUGACAGGAGUGUGGUGGUCCCGGUGAAGCAGCCCCCUGCCACCGGCGUCGUCAUCACCACGUUGGGUGUCUCCAACGCCAACCCUGGUCUCCCUGGCAACGGUUCGCCAAACAUUCUCAGCGCCCCCGCCCCCACCUCGACCGCUGCCACGCCCAAAAGCAUGAUCAACACCACCGGCCCCGCCGAGGCCAGCGCCUCUUCCUCCUCCGCCAGCGUGGUUGCCGGGGCGACCAGCCGGAACCUGCCGGCGGUGCAGAAGGUGGCGCCCAUGCCCGAGGACUCGCUGGAGAGCAUGAGCAUCACCUCUAAGUUAGAGCGGGCUCUAGAGAAGGUCGCUCCCCUCCUCAGGGAGAUCUUCGUGGACUUCGCUCCCUUCCUGUCCCGCACCUUGCUGGGCAGCCAUGGCCAGGAGCUGCUCAUAGAAGGGCUGGUGUGUAUGAAGUCCAGUACGUCGGUGGUUGAGCUGGUGAUGCUGCUUUGCUCUCAGGAGUGGCAGAACUCCAUCCAGAAGAACGCAGGGCUGGCCUUCAUAGAGCUCAUCAAUGAGGGGCGGCUGCUGUGCCAUGCGAUGAAGGACCACAUCGUCCGCGUCGCCAACGAAGCAGAGUUUAUCCUCAACAGACAGAGGGCCGAAGACGUCCAUAAACACGCAGAGUUUGAGUCGACGUGCUCUGCGUACACGCUGGACAGGAGGAAGGAAGAAAGGACGUGUGACCACCUGAUGUCCGCCGCCAGGCACCGAGACCAUGUGACCGCCAACCAGCUCCGGCAGAAGAUCGUCAACAUCCUCAACAACCGCCAGGGUGCCUGGAGCGACCUCGCCCACAGCCAGGACCAGGACUCGUGGCGUCUCGACUACUGGGAAGACGAUCUCAGGAGGAGGAGGCGAUUGGUCAGGAACCCGCUAGGCUCCGCCCACCAGGGAGUCACCAGAAGAGCCCUGGAAGACUAUGCCAGGGUGGAGGAUGGCCAGCUGAGGUACCAGAAGGCCCUCCGGGGGGCCACGGGGUCCUGCCGGAGCCCCGAGACGGAGCUGAUGCUGGAGGGAGAGGACGAUGUGGUCGGCCUCCUGCAGGAAAAGGACAUGGACAACCUGGGAGGUGAGGAGACUCUGGCACCACCAUCGUCUUCAUACACCGAGUCAUCCACCUUUGUAAUCACCGCCAUCGUCUUCAUCACCGUCAUCGGCGCUUUCAUCACCACCAGCGCCGACGUGACCAUCAUCCACGACCGCCACCGGCUCUACCAUUACCCACCGUCAUCUCCUCGUCCACCGCCAGCACCUCCAUGCCCGGUGGUGCUGAGCAGCCCGGCCCGGCUGGUCUGCCCGCUGCUGGAGGUCAGCGGGACCCUCUCCAUCUCCACCUCCCAGAUCUGCUUCGAGGUGGACCAAGACGACCCGGCCUUCGCACGGCUCGACUCCCAAAGCACCACCUCGAACUCCGUGGGGGAUGUCACCUCCAUGCCCUCGAAGCGGUUAUCCAUCUCGCUCAGCGAGCUGAUGAAGCGCGGCUCCUGCACCUCCACCUCCUUCAGGACGUCCGACACCACCUUGCACACCUCCCGGAUGAGAUCCGGGUUGUACACCGGAGUCUCGCAGUACGCCGAGGGAUCCAACGCGGCGGUUUGUUGUGUGUACAGUAUAUGACGGUAUCUCUUGCGUUCCACAGGUGUGAGAGGAGCUCCGGGUUAUUCCCUUGAGCAGGCCCACCACCUCCCCAUCGAGAUGGACGCUCUUAUCGCUAGUAACAGUGGCAGCGGUUGCCGUCAGAUCUCAGACCUCGUGGACCAGAGCAUCAGCAUCAACAGCCUGUGUUUCCUGGUUACCGCCGACAACCACUACAUCCUUGCCUGUGGUUUCUGGGACAACAGCUUCCGGGUGUACUCCUCAGAAACAGGCAGUCAGAGCCAGAUCGUGUUCGGCCACUGGGACGUGGUGACGUGUCUGGCCCGCUCAGAGUCCUACAUCGGGGGGGACUGCUACGUGGUGUCGGGGUCCCGGGACGCCACCCUGCUGCUGUGGUACUGGAGCGGACGCCACCACGCCAUCGGAGACAAUGCCAACAACAGUGACUUCCCUGCUCCUCGCGCAGUGCUGACGGGACACGACCACGAGCUGGUGUGUGUGGCAGUUUGUGCCGAGCUGGGCCUGGUCAUCAGCGGAGCUAAAGAGGGACCGUGCUUAGUGCACACCAUCACAGGGGACCUUCUGCGGGCCCUCGAGGGGCCGGACAGCUGCGGGGCCCCCCGCCUGAUCACCGUGUCCAGCGAGGGUCACUGCAUCAUCUGCUACCAGGGGGGCCCGGGGCAAGGGCACUUCUGUACCUUCAGCAUUAACGGAAAACUACUGGCCAGCCUGGAGCUGGCCGACUCCACCAGGGCCAUCCUGCUGAGCAGUGACGGCCAGAACCUGGUGACGGGGGGAGACCGAGGGGUGGUGGAGGUGUGGAGGGCAUGUGAUCUGAAACGCCACUACGUCUACCCUGGCUGCGACGCUGGCAUACGAGCCCUGGACCUGUCACAUGACCAGAGGACCCUGGUGACCGGCAUGGCGUCUGGCAGCAUCGUGGCGUUCAACAUCGACUUCAACCGCUGGCACUGUGAGAAGCACAGCCGCGAAUGAGGCUGGACUCCAGGUGAGGAACACCUGAGCUCACCUCCCCAGGUAGAGAGCUAACCACACCCAGAGAGGUAAACCCCUCAACACCUACCCUCACCGGGAAAGGUAGAAGCCCUUAACAUCAACCUCGCCAGGCAGAGAGCUAACUACAGCUCGCAAGGAAGAAACGUCUGAACUCACCUGUGCAGGUAGAAACCCAGGCGUAUACCUGUACAGGUAGAAGCCCCAAGCUGGAAGGGAGGGAGUAACACCUGAACCGGCCUUUUCAGGUGGAAUCACUUGAAUUCACCUGAACAGGUAGAAACACCUGAACUCACAUGUACAGGUAGAAACCCCUAGCCUUACCUGGAGAAAAAGUGGAAACAAAGACCCUUACCUGUAUAGGUAGGAACUCCUACAUAUUUACUUCACCUGGAGAAGCGGUAGAAACACCUGCGGUAGAAACACCUGGCCAGGUAGAGAUACAUCACCUUACUGGCCCAAGUGGAACUACCUUGACUUUCCUGGAGAAGACAUUCGCACCAGAUAGCAAAGGUCAGCAGGAUGCUACAAAAUGUAGCCCUGAAGACGGAUCUGGAUCUGGUUUGUCAUGAGUCUGAUAUUUGUCCCUGGAGAUUGUAUAUCAGAAACUUCUACAACUGCUGGCCAAGGGCCAAGUCUGGCAGGUUGUAAAUUGGGAUUAAGGAUUGCCUGAGCUUCAUAUGUGAAUAAAAGUUUGCA
This is a messenger RNA of Gadus chalcogrammus (walleye pollock), 8413 nucleotides long. RefSeq names its product neurobeachin b (gene nbeab). The transcript has 48 exons. Gene Ontology annotation, cellular component: membrane; cytosol. The record is from RefSeq and is a predicted model, not a curated record. Gene Ontology annotation, biological process: intracellular protein localization. Gene Ontology annotation, molecular function: protein kinase binding. NCBI's taxonomy places the organism in Eukaryota, Metazoa, Chordata, Actinopteri, Gadiformes, Gadidae.